AUGUCUUCAUAUCAACCAAAUGAAGACGAUGAGUCAACGUCGUUGAUGCACCUGAAGUCGUAUCGUAGACCUUCAAUUGCAUUCCUUGAUGCACCAAUAGGGUCGUUCAAAGGGCCUAAUUCGCUUCAUAACUUUGCAUCGUCAUUCACCAGAGCUCAGUCGUUUGCAGCCACCAAGAUUGAUAAUCAAAUUCAUAAAAAACGGUCCUUUUUUGUAUCUGCUGAAGAUGAAGAUGGUGGGUCUCCAGAAGAUGAGACAUUUGAUGCUGAACUUAUGGUUCCUUCUGCCCGAGGUGAACGGUUAAGUAUUGUUGUUAAUGAUUUAAACCAACGGAAUCAACUCAUGGCUAGUGCUGGUGUCUAUGGUGGAAGUGGAGGUACACCCUCAGAUAGAUAUAAUGAUGUGUUUUAUCAAGAUGAUGUUCUUAGUGCUUUAAAUGAAGGUCGUUCUCGUCAAAACCUGACUGCUGGGAUAUCUCCAUCUUCUUAUGGAACUGGGGCUGGUGGAAUCCCUAUACACCCCAAUAAACGUAUGUAUCAUGCACCAUCCAUGUCUUCCGUUAGGUCUAUGCUUUCAUUGGCCACAACUGCUUCUCACAUGGCAUUGAAGAAAAUAGAAGAUAAAGAUGGUAAUGUGGUCACUGUGUUAGAAGGUCAAUCGACUGCGCCACAAACAGUAUUUAAUUCAGUUAAUAUUUUAAUUGGAGUGGGGUUAUUGGCACUUCCAGUUGGGAUCUUAAAAGCAGGUUGGGUGAUAGGAGUUCCCUUUCUUAUACUUUCAGGUUUAGUCACAUGUUGGACUGCUGGAUUGAUUUCAAAGGCAAUGGACACUGAUAGUACCAUUAUGACUUACGCAGAUUUGGGGUUUGCAAGUUAUGGAUCUUUAGCAAAAUUGAUUAUAUCAUUGAUUUUCUCCCUCGAUUUAAUGGGAGCAGGUGUUUCACUUGUGGUACUCUUUUCUGAUUCUGUGUAUGCCCUUUUAGGAGAUGAUGAAAAUUGGACGAAAACAAAGUUCAAGUUGAUUGGAUUCUUUGUACUUACUCCAUUUACAUUUAUGCCAUUGUCUGUUUUAUCAGUUUUUUCAUUGCUUGGAAUUGCUUCAACGAUUUCAAUUACUUUAUUGGUUUUCUUAUGUGGAUUAAUUAAACCAACAGCCCCUGGUUCCCUUCUUGAUAUCAUGCCAACCAAUUUAUGGCCUCAAUCUUAUCCAGAUUUUCUUUUAGCAAUUGGAAUCAUUGCAGCUCCCUUUGGUGGUCAUGCUGUGUUCCCCAAUUUGAAAUCAGAUAUGCGUCAUCCAUACAAGUUCAUUGAUACCUUAAAGAUCACUUACGGUAUUACAAUGUUAACUGAUUGUCUGAUGGCCAUUUUAGGCUUCCUUAUGUUUGGGAAUUAUUGUAAUAAUGAAAUCACCAAUAAUAUUCUUAUAACAAAGGGUUAUCCAGGUUGGUUAUAUCCAUUAAUUAGUGGACUUAUUUGUUUGGUUCCUUUGUCCAAAACAGCAUUAAAUGCCAAACCAAUCAUUUCAACUUGUUCUUCAAUUCUUAAAUUAGAUGUUCCUACUGACAGCAGAUUGAUUGCUGUAUUUCAAUCUACAGGGACUUUUCUUGUUAAGAUUGGAGUCAAUGCUAUUUUCAUAGCACUUGCUAUUUUAUUUCCUGAAUUCGAUAGAAUCGUGGGCAUGAUGGGUGCUUCCAUUUGUUUCCUUGUUUGUGUGAUCUUCCCUUGUUCCUUCUAUUUGAAGUUAUGUGGAGAUCUGAUUCGGUUGGGUGAAAGAAUUGUGGUAUGGAUAGCAAUUGUUAUUUCUGCUGCUUUGGGUUUUAUGGGAACCUAUGCAGUCUUCAAAUAUUAA
Messenger RNA from Lizanozyma spartinae, 1848 nucleotides. RefSeq lists its product as uncharacterized. Gene Ontology annotation, cellular component: vacuolar membrane. The transcript has a single exon. Bases 1 to 1848 code for a protein of 615 amino acids. Gene Ontology annotation, biological process: amino acid transmembrane transport. Lineage: Eukaryota; Fungi; Ascomycota; Pichiomycetes; Serinales; Debaryomycetaceae. The record is from RefSeq and is a predicted model, not a curated record. Gene Ontology annotation, molecular function: amino acid transmembrane transporter activity.